Molecule: messenger RNA, 970 nt
Organism: Aricia agestis (brown argus)
Lineage: Eukaryota; Metazoa; Arthropoda; Insecta; Lepidoptera; Lycaenidae
Gene: mRpL2
Product: 39S ribosomal protein L2, mitochondrial
Exons: 6
Coding region: 52-942 (296 amino acids)
Biological process (GO): cytoplasmic translation
Cellular component (GO): ribosome
Molecular function (GO): RNA binding; structural constituent of ribosome
Source: RefSeq, a predicted model, not a curated record
AGUUAAAAUUUUAAUACAACGGAGAAUUUUAAAUAUAAAAUUUAGAAAAAUAUGGCUUUUCAUAAAUUGUUUUCAAGACUAACUAUAAAUACCUCGCCUAGUAUAGUUACAAGGUCUAUUCAUGUAUCUCCCAGUUUGUUAAUAAGUAAACCAAAUCUCGUCAAACCAAAACCUGGUUUGGGUAUAAGUUACAGGAGAAUUGUCCAUUACCCUGAGGAAUACACAGUGAAACCAUUGGAAGUCACCAAUCUCGCUGGUAGAGAUCCAGUGUCAGGUCGAAUUGUAGCUAAAGGUAUUGGUGGUGGUAUUAAACACAAGUUCCACUGGAUCAAGUGGUUUAGAGAUGGACCCACGGAAGGCCCACCACAGGAAGAAAAAGUUAUUGAGGUAUUGGAAUGUGGAUGCAGAACUGCCCAUGUGGCUCUAGUGGCAGUGGGGAAGGAGAUGAAGUACAUUCUGGCCACGGAGAACAUGAAAGCCGGUGACAUCAUUAAAACCUCCAGGCAUUUACCCAGAAUUCCAGUGAGAGCAAAUGAGGGUGAUGCUUAUGUUUUGGGUGCCUUACCUACUGGGACACUUGUGCACUCUAUAGAAAAAGUACCAGGAAAAGGAGGAGUUUAUGUAAACGCAGCAGGGACAUACGGGACAAUUCUCCGGAGGCAGGAUGAUAGAAUUAUAGUUCAAAUGCCAUCAAAGAUGCUAUUCAGCUUUGAUGAGCGUUGUAUGGCUGUGGUUGGUCGUCUAUCCAACAUAGAGCACGGAUCGACACCUAUAGGGUCAGCUCAGAGGAACAGAUGGCUAGGAAACAGACCAAGAUCAGGAUUGUGGAAGAGGAAAGAUGGCAGACACGGAAGAAAGAUAAAGCCACCAAAGCCCGUAAAGGAAAUACAUGCUAAGGCCGACCAAAGGUCACCUCCUAUUCAAAUGACAAUGCACCAUUGAGUUUUAUAAAUAAAUAGUUGUAUAGUUA